AUGUGCCUAGAAAACAAGCAAAUCGAAAUCGAAGAUCUUCGUGCUAGACUCGAGAAAGAAAUCAACAUAUCAAAGUCACUGCAUGAAGAUUUAGACCUAAGUCGGAAACUAGUCCUGGAGCGGGAUGAACAGUUGAAUGAAUUGAGUACUAAGUUACGAGCUGCGGAACUCAAAUGUCAACAGACUGAAGAUCAUCUUUCUCGAACUUCCACGGAUUUAGCUCUUGAACGAGCCCGUUGCGAUGAUCUCACACUUUCCUUGCAAGAAAGUGAAACGUUGCUGACGCAGGUUGGUUAGGU
Messenger RNA from Cylicostephanus goldi, 299 nucleotides. Lineage: Eukaryota; Metazoa; Nematoda; Chromadorea; Rhabditida; Strongylidae. The record is from the annotation of a GenBank genome assembly.